Striga hermonthica is the source of this 729-nucleotide messenger RNA. Lineage: Eukaryota; Viridiplantae; Streptophyta; Magnoliopsida; Lamiales; Orobanchaceae. The record is from the annotation of a GenBank genome assembly.
AUGGCUGAUCACUCGGAUGAUUUGGAUCAGCUCCUUGACAGCGCAUUGGAUGAUUUUCAGAACCUUAAUCUCUCCUCUUCUGCGCUGAGAGGUUCGAGUCAUAAUGAGGGUUCUACUAUGACAAGUGGAAGUGUUCAAGGGUUGGGAAUGGGUUUGCCUGAUUUGAAGAUUAAGAAAAAGGGCAAACAAAAGGUAUCACCACUUAAGCCGGAAGUACAUAUUUCCGAGGCGCUCGAUAAGCUGAGAGAGCAAACAAAGGAGGCUGUGAAAGGGUUGGAAUCGGUGACUGGGCCCACGCCACCAAAUGAAGGAGAUGCAAUGAUAGAAGAUUGGGUCAAGCACUUUGGAGAGCUUGCCGGAUCUCAGGAUAUGGAGUCGAUUGUGGAGACCAUGAUGCAACAGCUCCUCUCUAAGGAAAUCCUUCACGAACCUAUGAAAGAAAUUGGCGAACGAUAUCCAAAAUGGUUGCAAGAGAAUAAACCUAAAUUAUCAGAUGAACAAUACGCACAAUACUCUCAUCAGUAUGAGCUUAUAAAAGAUUUGAACCAAGUGUACGAAACCGAGCCCGAUAACUUCAACAAGAUUGUUGAGCUCAUGCAGAAAGUGCAAGAAUGCGGUCAACCACCUAACGAUAUUAUGCAAGAACUUGCUCCUGGACUUGAUCUAUCAACUUUUGGACAAUUGUCUCCAGAGAUGCUCGAGUCUCAACAGAACUGUUGUAUUAUGUGA